Salvia splendens (bonfire salvia) is the source of this 1362-nucleotide messenger RNA. RefSeq lists its product as uncharacterized. Lineage: Eukaryota; Viridiplantae; Streptophyta; Magnoliopsida; Lamiales; Lamiaceae. The record is from RefSeq and is a predicted model, not a curated record. Bases 1 to 1362 code for a protein of 453 amino acids. The transcript has a single exon.
AUGAGCGUGCCGCAGUUCUUAGACGCUGCGGAUUCUUCUGCCGAUCUGCAGAUAUGGAACAACGCCGCCUUCGACAACGGCGAGAUUUCUGAAGAUUUGGCGGCAAGCAAGCAGCCCUGGGUAUCUCUGAAGCCGACUUUCGGAAACCCUAAUUCCUCUUUCGAUUCCGUUUCUGAUAAAGAAAAUCAAGUUUUCGCAUCAUUGAAUCAAAAUCAAUUCCCCUCUGUUUCCCCUUUCCCCAAAUCGACCUCUACGACACCGUUUAAGCAGCUCACCGAGGUCGAAUCAGUUCAGAGAUCGAAAAUGAGAGCAAUCGAGGACAAGGGUUUCGAGAAAAAUCGAGUCUUGAAAAUCGACGAGGAGAUUGAAGAAAUCGUGUUGCAAAUGGCGCGAUUGAACUCGAGAUUGGAGGCUUUAAAAGCGGAGAAGGAGAGCGCCGGAGCUGUGGAGAAGAGAGGGAGAGUCGUUGCGGUGAAGUUCAUGGAGCAGAAACAGGGCAGCAAGAAUGAUGAGAUUUCGAAUUUGGGCGCUAGAACAAAGGCUAACAGAAGAGGGAUUAGUUUAGGGCCAGCAGAAAUCCUUUCUGCAGGGCGUAGAGGGAUGAGUUUGGGGCCUUCGGAGAUUUUCGGGGCGGCGAAAUCGAGGCAGAUGGUGAUCAACACCACCUCUCUGCAGAGUAGGAGGCAAUCUUGCUUGUUUAAGUUGCAGGGGAUUGAUGAGGAGAGGGUGGAGAGCUGCAGUUUGAGCCCGAAAUCGAGGAAAUUUGCUGCGAAAUCGAGGCAAGCCGUGACCACCAUUGGUUCAAGAAAGGCUGUGAAGAAGGAAGAAUCUGUUUUAAGCUCAGUCCAGCCAAAGAAGCUGUUUAGGGAUGGCGAGAAAUCGGUUCCAAACAAGAAGGCGUCUAGGCCGGGGAGGGUGGUGGCGAGUAGGUUUAAUCAGGGCGCGUCUCAGGCUUCGGCGAUGAGGAAGAUAUCGUUGCUGGAGAGUGAUGGUGAUGCAGGGAAAAGGGUUGAGAAGACGCGGUCUUUUUCCGUGGGGAAGACGAGGGCUAAUGAAGGCGAGGGCCGGGUGAAGAAAAGGUGGGAGAUUCCUAGUGAGAUUAUAGUUCAUAGCAGUGUGGGGGGAGAGGGAGAGGGAGAGGGGGAGAAGUCUCCUGGAUGUGUUGUGGCAGCGCCUGGCCUUCUUCCGAGGCUGAGGAUCGCUCGCUGCAACAGGAGUCCACGUGACUCGGGGCCUGCCAAGAAGGUUGCUCAACUAGUUGGGAGGAAGUCAUACUUUUCUAUUGAUGAGGGAGUGGACGUGGAGAAUUCUGUGUGUCAAGUUCUGAGCUAUGACGAAGAUGAUGAAGAAGAAGAGCGUUGA